AUGGCAAAGGGACAGCCACGGGAGAGGCAGGAAGAACGGGCAUCUCUGCAGGAUGGAGCAGAGUCAAAAACAAAAGUAAAACUCACUAGAUGUGGAAAGAUUACCCUGGGUAUCUUAACGACAGUGAUUGCUGCCUUACUGAUUGGCCUCAUUGUCUAUUUUGUGGCUUAUGGAAAGGUGCCUUUCUACUAUCACAUCAGCUUUAAGGUGAACAACAUCAACUAUGAUGAAAAAUUUGCGAAGCCAUAUUCACAAGAAUAUAUGGGCUUAAAUAGAAAGAUAGUAGCUUUGAUAAAUGAGACAUUUCAUGAAUCUAGCCUGAGAAGAUACUAUGUCAAAUCUCAUGUUGUUCAAGUCAGUCGAGCCAAAGGGAAAUCGGUGAUUCAUGUUGUGCUGAAGUUUAAGUCGUGUUGUAAAAAUAAUGCAGCAAAAUUUUGGGACAAGAUUGAAACUAUUUUACGUCAAAAGCUAACAGGACAAACUGGGUCACUAAUUAUAGAUGCUUCCUCAUUUAAAUUUUCAGACAUUGCGAUGCCAAUAGCAGAAAAUCUUCUCCAUACAUGUUGUGGACAGCGCACAAUCACUCCUUCUGGCAAUAAAAUUGCAGGCGGGCAGAAUGCAGAGGAAGGAGAAUGGCCCUGGCAAGCUAGUCUUCAGCAAAAUCAUAUCCACCGAUGUGGAGCCACACUCAUUAGCAACAGCUGGCUUGUCACUGCUGCUCAUUGUUUCAUAAAUGCCAAUGAUCCCAAAGAAUGGAAUGUUACUUUUGGGCUUCUUUUGAGUGAUCAACGAACACAAAGAGCUGUCAAGGAUAUUAUAAUUCAUGAAAAUUACCAUUACCCUGCACACGAUCAUGACAUUGCUGUUGUGCGUCUGUCUUCACCAGUAUUGUACACAAGUAAUAUUCGAAGAGUAUGUCUUCCUGAAACUAAUCACACAUUCCCACCCAAUUCAGAUGUGGUAGUCACUGGCUGGGGAACAUUGAAAUCUGAUGGAAAAACUCCUAAUAUACUCCAAAAAGCAUCAGUGAAGAUUAUAGAUAUUAAGACAUGCAACAGUGGAAAAGUAUAUGGUGGAGUCAUCACCCCUGGAAUGUUGUGUGCCGGGUUCCUACAAGGACGUGUAGAUGCCUGCCAGGGUGAUUCUGGUGGACCACUGGUUAGUGCAGAUUCUAAAGGCACCUGGUUCCUUGCUGGUAUUGUAAGCUGGGGAGAUGAGUGUGCUCUUCCAAACAAGCCUGGUGUCUACACUCGAGUGACAUACUAUAGAGACUGGAUCAUGUCCAAAACUGGUGUCUAG
This is a messenger RNA of Dipodomys ordii (Ord's kangaroo rat), 1299 nucleotides long. RefSeq names its product transmembrane protease serine 11G-like. Gene Ontology annotation, cellular component: plasma membrane; extracellular region. The coding region runs from base 1 to 1299 and encodes 432 amino acids. Gene Ontology annotation, molecular function: serine-type endopeptidase activity. Gene Ontology annotation, biological process: proteolysis. NCBI's taxonomy places the organism in Eukaryota, Metazoa, Chordata, Mammalia, Rodentia, Heteromyidae. The record is from RefSeq and is a predicted model, not a curated record. The transcript has 10 exons.